AUUGUACCCGUGGCACCGCGAGAGUGCCAUCGCCACUCCGACAGUCCGACCACACCACCCCCGGCUCGCACGCCCGUACACAACUUCUGUCUGCUCGCCUCAGUCGCGUUUUGUCGUCGCUGAACAGUGCACGGACCGUCGCCUUUCUUUCUCCACAUCAAAAAACACUUGAUUUAUAAACAAUGGCGUGCUCAGUAGAUGCCCCCUCCCUCAAGGACCUGCCCAAGGUAGCCAACGACCUGAAGAGUCAGUUGGAAGGCUUCAACCAGAGCUGCCUGCGUGACGUAGACACUAAUGAGAAGAUUGUGCUGCCAUCUGCCGAAGACGUAGCGCAAGAAAAGCAACACAACGCGCUACUUCAAGGCGUAGAACAAUUUCAACCAUCCUCCCUCAGGAAAACGGAGACGGUGGAAAAAAAUGUGCUUCCGAACGCACUAGAUGUUGCCACUGAAAAAACUCAAAAGUCCCUGUUCGAUGGCAUUGAAAAGUUCGAUGCUACCAGGUUGAAGCACACAGAAACACAGGAAAAGAACCCUCUUCCUGACAAAGAUGUUGUUGCCGCGGAGAAACAGCACCAGAAUCUAUUGGACGGCGUUGAACACUUCGACAAGACCCAGAUGAAGCAUACCACGACAGAAGAAAAGAACCCAUUACCGCCUAUUGAAGCUAUUGAGGCGGAGAAGGAGAAGAACAAAUUCUUGAACGGCAUUGAGAACUUCGACCCUACCAAGCUGAAGCACACUGAGACGUGCGAGAAGAACCCUCUCCCCACCAAGGACGUCAUCGAGCAGGAGAAAACAGCCUGAACAUCCUCAUUAAAUAACCACUUGCAACUAUAUCUCGCUAGUAUCGCCCGUAUUUUAAACUCGAUGUAAGUCAUAGGCCUGUUUGCGGCGUCCGUUUUAACAAGUCUUUAUUUUAUCUAAUGACAGGUUCGAUUAGACUUAGAAUGGACUUUGUAAACUGGUCCUUAUCAUUAGUUUAUAGGAACCAAAUUUUCUAUGUCACUUUUUAACGGUAUAUGUAUAUUUAAUAAGCGUAUUUUACGAGCAUUUUAUAAUUUAAUUUAUAUUGAAAAGAGUAUUAUGUAUGAAUGUCUAGUACUGAUUUAUUUAAGUCGGGAACACACUGCACUCCAAUAUUGUUUAAUUCAGUUUCAUUCUGUGCUUGUGUUCUCCCUUAGGUUGAAUUAUGCAUCUGCGCGUGUGUGACGCUCUGGUCAAUAAAUUAGGAGUGUAGUUACCAAAUUUCAUUUGGAUCUAAAUUUUUAAACAUUAUUUCUGCGUUGAUAUGGUAUUUUUGCAUUGUAUUAACUUAGAAAUAUAGUAAUAAUAAUAAUAUAAUCAUCGAAUGUAGUACUGUAACAAUAUUACUUGCUCAACCAUUUUGUGGUGUAAGUGUUUGGUCUAAAUCCAAAAGAAAAGCAAUAGUUUGUCUAAGCAAUGAUGUCAACAGUCAUAAUUUUUAUAUCAUAUACAAUAAUUAAUCAAACAUUUUUCCAUUUUUAUAAUAAUGCUGUCAAUGCCAAUAAACCAUUUUUACCGGAAUUUUGUAUGUUUUACAGACGGUGCUUUUUAUAAAUAUAGAAUAAAAGUA
Spodoptera litura is the source of this 1596-nucleotide messenger RNA. RefSeq names its product thymosin beta cib (gene cib). The record is from RefSeq and is a predicted model, not a curated record. Gene Ontology annotation, cellular component: cytosol. Lineage: Eukaryota; Metazoa; Arthropoda; Insecta; Lepidoptera; Noctuidae. Gene Ontology annotation, molecular function: actin monomer binding. Gene Ontology annotation, biological process: actin filament organization.